Messenger RNA from Parathielavia appendiculata, 3792 nucleotides. RefSeq lists its product as uncharacterized. The coding region runs from base 1 to 3792 and encodes 1263 amino acids. The record is from RefSeq and is a predicted model, not a curated record. NCBI's taxonomy places the organism in Eukaryota, Fungi, Ascomycota, Sordariomycetes, Sordariales, Chaetomiaceae. Gene Ontology annotation, cellular component: membrane. Gene Ontology annotation, biological process: transmembrane transport; monoatomic ion transport. The transcript has 5 exons. Gene Ontology annotation, molecular function: monoatomic ion channel activity.
AUGUUGUCUGCCCUACUGCGACCCUUCCAGGGUAGUCGUCAAGCCGAUGACCAUGCGGACCUCGAGCACGACAUAGCAUUCCGCCCCUCAGUUGCCGAAUACCGCAGCCAUCUUCAUGCCACCGCGGAUUUUACCGAGGCUGAUGACGACGAGGAGGAGUCCAACGAUGGCGAGCAGUCCCGCUACCCCCUCGCGGGCCGCCCUGACGAGGACGAGGAUGGCAUGGCUCGAUCUACCGGGCUCCUGCCUCGCUUUUCGGCCGGUCACCUAGACUCGCUACCCAUAUACAACAUGACCCACGCAAUCCGCGCCAUUGUCCAAGCCAGGACUGAGACCACCCUGACCUGGGACCAACUGAGGUCCCCCCAGGUCUCGCAGUUCCUGGUCAAGCCCAUGUUUCAGCAGAUCCGCGCCCACCACUUCUCCCCGGGUACUCUUUUUGCUUUGAUGGCAAACUGCCUACAGUUUGAGAAGGAAGGCCAACUGUACCCAGCAAGUGCCGGCACAAGUGCGACCAUGGCAAGGGUGUGCGAGUUGUUGGCUAUCAAGAUGCUCAGGGAGUACAGGACUAGAGAGCUGAUCGAUGCGCUUUGCCACGACUUCUACCCACUCCAAGGCGUUGCGGGAUCACAGACACCUCUCGCCGCAAGGGUAGGCGGCCCAAAGCCGGCCUUUCCGAGGACUUCGACCCUCGAAGUUGCCAUUCGCGCCUCUGCCAAGCACUUCGUGUCCCAUCCUCUUGUUGUGCAGCAGCUCGAGGCGAUCUGGAACGGCGCCAUCAGCUUUUCGCCGCCUACCGAGGUAUUUCAGCCCCAGGGUUCUGCGUCAAGCAUCGCCUCGAGCAACCCAUCUCGGCGCCACAGUACGGUUCGCUCCCCUUUACUGGGUGACCGGCGAGCUAAAGAGAGCCCUGUUGGGCUCCCAUCAUCCUUCGUCGGCCGCCGUCCUGUGACAUUGUACAACCCGAGGACUGCUUCCCUAUUCAGCCUGUCCCGGCUCCGAGUCCCCCGUUACCGGCAGUUUUUCUCGACAGGCUCCCUAGCUGUCUUGAUCUGCCUGUUUCUAGCGGUCCUAAGCCAAAGGUCGAGCAAGAUCACGAGCUUGGAGCUGCUCUUUUGGUUCUGGAGCGCCGGCUUUAUGCUCGAUGAGCUGGUCGGCUUCAACGAGCAGGGUCUCUCAUUCUACGUCAUGAGCUUUUGGAAUAUUUUCGACCUCGGCAUCCUUCUGCUCUUGAUCAUUUACUACUGCAUGCGCAUCUAUGGCGUGUUCCUCGUUGAUUCUCACAAAUGGAACCAGAACGCUUAUGAUGUCCUCGCCGUCAACGCCAUACUCUUGCUGCCAAGGAUCUUCGGCGUGCUAGACCACUCCCGCUACUUCUCUCAGCUGCUGAUAGCUCUGCGAUUGCUGGCAAUCGACCUGGCCGCUGUCUCGGUCCUUAUAUUCAUCUGCUGCAGCGGAUUCUUUGUGUUCUUCGCCUUUUCUAAGCCCGCCGAUAAUACCUCGGCGCUGGGUUACAAGAUGUUUCAGAUCCUUAUGGGCUACACCCCGUCUGCUUGGGAGUUGUGGCCAUCCUACAACUGGUUGGGCAAGACCCUCUUGGGCCUAUUCCUUGUUAUCAGCCACUUCAUAAUUCUAACGAUGCUCGUCAUUAUCUUGAGCAACUCCUUCAUGUCUCUCACUUCAAAGGCGAGCCAGGAGUACCACUUCACAUUUGCCAUCACUACCAUAUCCAUGGCCAAGAGUGACGCCCUUUUUGCCUACGCUGCGCCGGGCAAUCUCUUCGCAUGGGCUCUCAUGCCCCUGAGAUACUGCAUGCCGAUAAACCGGUUCGUGCAGCUCAACCGUGCAGUCCUGAGGGCGACGCAUUUUCCGCUGCUUUUCUGCAUCUAUUUGUACGAGAAAUAUCUCCUGUCGCCUGGCAUGUUCGAGGCGACGGACCUGGUAGACAAACUGCCCAACGCUCGCUUCCAUUCGUCUUCGGACCCGGCAACUAUGUCGGCCUUUUUCAGCCCCAGCAUCCGAGUGCGUCAAGAAUCCGUGGUGGGCUUCCACAAGGAUCGCGCUCUAGAAGAAGUCUUCCGGCGCGCCCCUGACACGAGGCCGCAAAGACGUCAUGAGCGGAGGAAAACACAAACUGCGAUCCGGACGUGGAUGGACCAGCACGAUGGAGCCUACACCUCGCCGCAGAACUAUUCAACCAUCAACAGCAGGAUAGGCAGUGACUGGCUCAAGAGGUUGGAAAUGAACCGCGAGAGGCCGUCGAGGUUUCCAAGGCACUACUCGGAUAUCCGAUCCACGGCAAGCGAUCCCGCCGACCUCAACCCAGAUGCUGCUUGCCCGUUUCCAGUCGAUACGUCCAACGACGGCAUCGCGCGAAGAGAUUACGCCUUUGAAGUGAAAGAACAUACGGAUGCCGAAGCGGACGGUGAUGAUGAACUGGUCACGAACGAUGAGGACGAAGGGGACGACAUGACAAACACUGUGGACGACCGCGGCGCAGCAGGGGACGAGGCUAUCGAGGAGGACUACUUCACGACGCCCGUUGCCACUCGGUUCAACAGCGCAGACAUCUCGGUCGAAUCCCCACGCCCGCCCACGUCGCGCCGAGUGCCGCUACACAACCGGACCCUGUCUACCAACACGAUACUGUACGCGCCAGAGGAAAGCCGCCCAUACAGCUCCUCCUCGGCCUCGGCCUGGCCCGUCUCCCGCAACAUUUCCUCGCGCCCCAUCACCGCCCGCCAUACCCCCGUCGCAACCCCUGCCACACCAGGCACCGGCCGCCGCUCCCCGCGGCGCUCCCUCUAUCUUGCUUCCCGUCCGCGAUCUAUGAUUGACCCCAUGUCGUCCCGCACGGCAGUGCACACCCGCACCGGCGGGCUGACACUCGACAUCCCCAUUGGCACCUCCAUUUCCCCCAACAGACCCCCCCUCCGCCGCCGCUCCCUGGCCGACCUCGCCGCGUCAGCAAACGCGGACGCGGCUGAUAACAACAACAACACCAAUACCCCGAGCAGCCUGCGCAGCAUCGGCAUCGACGAUAUCAGCAUGCCCCGGCACCGCCACCACGGCCACAGCAGCAGGAUGAUGAUGCUCGCGCGCAUGAAGUCGCUGGAGGCCAGCCUGGGGGACAUGGUGCGCGAGAUGCGCACGCUGCGCAUGUCGGUGCCGAAUACGGCGCAUAAUUCUGACGGGGAUGCGGCCGAGGUUGGGAGUGGCGGCAGUGGGAGUGGUGGUGCUGGUGGUAGUGCUGGCGUGCUAAAUAGUAUUAAACCGUCUUCGUCGUGGGACAACAGGCAGCACCGUCACACGCAUACACAUCAUGGCGGGCAACAAGUGAGGAUGCUGGCCGGGUCGGAUCCGACUUCAGUUUCUGGCGGCACUGGGACUGGCGCCGGCGCUGCUGGUGGUGUUGCUUCGCGCGGGCAGGCUUUGAUUGAGGUUGCUGUUGGGUAUGGGAGGGAGAGGGAGAGGGAGAGGGAGGGAGGAGGUGGGGUGGGAACUAGGAGGAUGCGGGGUGCUGUUGUUGCUGCGACUGCGAACACGGCUGCGUCGAGGAGAGGGGUAUGGCCUGGGAGGAAGGGGGGAGCUUGGAGGAGUCCCAAGGCUGAGGGCGGCGGAGGCGGUACUGCCGACUUGGGGAUUGGAGGGGGCAGUGGGUCCGGGGUUAAAGAGAAGGGAAAGGAGAGGGAAACUGUUGUUGGAGGCGGUGGUGGGGGUAGUUUGAGUACGGGACGCUCUCCUGACGAUGGGGAUGAAUUGGAGGUUGCGGCGAGUGGGCUUUCGUUGUGA